Phyllostomus hastatus (greater spear-nosed bat) is the source of this 885-nucleotide messenger RNA. It is a transcript of the gene CFAP97D1, whose product is annotated as CFAP97 domain containing 1. The transcript has 6 exons. The record is from RefSeq and is a predicted model, not a curated record. Lineage: Eukaryota; Metazoa; Chordata; Mammalia; Chiroptera; Phyllostomidae. Gene Ontology annotation, biological process: sperm axoneme assembly. Bases 270 to 764 code for a protein of 164 amino acids.
GCGGCGGCGGGUGCUGCGGGCAUCUGCAUUCCAGGCCGGUGAGAAUGCUUCCGAGUUCCUCGCCCUUCAUCUUGACUUGGGUCUAGGUUAGCUUUCCAAAGAGGAGCCGGAGGACAAGCAGGCAUGCUCUGCUGCCGCUGCUCCUCCUCGCCUGAGACCUGUCCCUGAUGUCACAACUGGGUAACUAUGACAACCCAUCCUGGGAGCAGCUAAGCACCUCACAGAGGAGCCUAGCUGCCUCAUUUCUGAAGUGGGACUAGGAAGAGAGGAUGUACAAUUCCCUGGAUUACCUAGCCUAUCCUGUAAUCGUCUCCAAUCACAGGCAGACCACAACCUUCAGGAAGAAACUGGACCUUGGCAACUAUAUAUCUCACAAGAAUAGGAUAGAGAUAGUGAAACCUACCGUGGACACCAAACCUCCAGCGGCCCACGCACAUCACAUUUUACAGAUGAGAAAACUACAGGGUGAACAAAAGCGAAUCGACAAAAUCGAACAUGAAAACAAGCAGCUGUGCCAGAAAAUCGCCAACGCCCAUCGCGGCCCUGCCCAGGUGGAUUGCUGGAACGAGUAUUUUUCCAAGAGCUUAAACAGAGAAACAAGGAACCGGGACCUAGUGAGAAUCACCAUGGAAAACCAGGGCAUUCUGAAGAGGCUGGGGGACCGCAAACCGCACUACGACCGCAAGUUGUCCGAGGUGGACUGGCAGAAAUCAAGACGCUACAUCAGAAAUACAACAAGGUACCUUCUCUCCCGAGAUAAAUAGGUUACUCACCACGGAAAAGAUACAAGAGGAGGCCCUAGGAUGUCGUAGCCGCUUAGAAUCUCAAAGCACUCCUCAAUGGCCGGAUGCUCAAUCUUAGGGGUGCGACAAUAAAGCUUGGAAC